This is a messenger RNA of Cinara cedri, 3353 nucleotides long. The record is from the annotation of a GenBank genome assembly. NCBI's taxonomy places the organism in Eukaryota, Metazoa, Arthropoda, Insecta, Hemiptera, Aphididae.
AUGGUUUUCCAGCUUUGGUAAAAACUAUUUUUAAAUUGAAUCAAUGAUUAAAAUGAAAUGUGAUAUUUAAUAUAUUAUGUAAUACAAUUUUUGAUGUUGGUACAAAAAUAAUUUAUAAACUUUAGAACAUUUUUUAGUUUUUAAAAAAAGCAAAAAUAUUUUCAAAUUUAUUGUUAAAUUAUUAAAUAUUCAAAUUUUAUCUUGACAUUUUUCAUAUUAGAUGAAUAACAUUAAUAAAAUAAAAUUAUACUUUUAAUUAGUGAUGAGUGGAACUUAAAUUUUUUCGAACACGGACUUAAUUAUAUGUAUGAAUUAUUGAUUAACUUAGAUAAAUUUUAAUUUGCAUAUUUCUAUUUAUUACCACAAUCAUAAUUUGUCUUAGGUUAGGUUCACAUGGACGCAAUCAAAACUGGAAUGUUCUAGUCAAAAUAAAAACUUAGUACAGUUCAAACUGACAUCAAGAAUGGAUGUAAUAGAUGCUGUGUAUUUGUGGGUCGAAUGAUGAGAAGGCGCAGACAAAAGAGGGAAAGGAAAUAUUGGGUUCACCCUAUUUUAAAAACAAGGCUUUCUUUAAGUUUCUAAGUCUUUAUUUAGUUCUUUUACAUUAUAUCCAAAACUUUGAAAGCACAAUGAAAAAUUUUUCAACUACUUUAGAAUGUCCAUUAAAUCAUUCUUUGACCUAUUGGAGAUAAUUAGACUACUUAGAAGCUAGAUGUUCCAUAUGGCAGGCCUGCAUAACAUGUUUUCAAAAACUAUAGAUGAAAAUCCAACUGUUGAAUGGCCCUAUAAUAAUAUAUAAUAUUUCAAUCCACGCCGAAAUAGAAACUUGUACACAUAUAAACAAUGUAUAGGAACACUAUUUAUCUAAAUAGGCAUGUCCAUGUGAAUCUAGCCUUAAUGUUAUUUAAACUUACCACAUUAAAAUUCCAUGGUGAAUAUUUGGUAAAAUGUGCUAUGACACAUUUCUCUUAAUUGUUAUAAGUUCAAAGGAUGUCACACCUGCAUUUGUUGUCCUUGUAUGACAAACACAUAUUGAUAAAAUUGGUUUUUGAAUUUCUGAUUGUGUUAAAACUGUCACCCUUAUGUGUGUGAUGAAAUAAUGGUUUUCAAUUGACUGUAUUGUUCUAUAAAAACACUUUUAAAGAAUAGUUUUUAAUAUACAAAGUAUCCUAUAGUGUUAUCCUUAUGCUAAUAACUACCAAUAUAUAUAUAUUUUUUUAAUUUUCUUAAUGUAAGUUACAUUCAAAUGUUUAAAAUAAUAUUUUUUACAAAAUGGCUAUUAAGGAAAUUUUGAAUAGGUAGUGAUAAAAUAGUUAUUUUUUUUUUUUUUCAAUAAUUAUGGGAUGAAAAUAAAAAUUAAAUUUUUUCUAUAUAUGUGCACUCCUAUAAAAUUAUACAAAACCUGAUUAAAAAAAAAAUGAAUAUUGACAGAAUUAUUAGAAUAAAGAUAACACUAGGGUACCUGUAAAUUUUAAAUCUUUAAUUAUUAGCUAAUACAUUUUUAAAAAAACCUUAAUAAUAUUUUGAAAAAUUAUUCACUUCGAGGAAUGAAAUACGUUAAUAGUGCUAAUUGUUAUCCACACUGUUUUGGAAAUAUGAAAACCAAUGUUAUAAUUUAGGUGUAUAAGGGCAACAAAUCUGGAUGUGGUAUAAUUUUAUAUAAUUAUAAGCAGAUACCUAACAAUAUAUAUAUUUAUAUCUACCUUGCAAUUAUUUUGUUUUCUUGAUUUUGAAUGCAUCUUUAUACAGGAUUGUAAAUGUGAAAAAUCAGCUAAAAGACACAGCAUCUCGAUUGAGUAUCUAUUCAAAAUCAUAUCAAAUUCUCAACAGACUAACCAAAUUAAUUAAUUAGGUACCUAUUCUGAAUUAUGUUUAAGUGUUAUCUUAUUAAUUUAAGUAUUACUUAUUUGAUUUUGAUUUUUGUAUUCACUUAGGUGCUAUUUGAUGUUUACGGAUUGUGGAAUUCUGGUCAAUCCUAUAAAGAUGUUAGUAUUACCAUUAUUAUACCAUUAAAAGGUAUUUGUCAACGAUUAUAAAGGCACUAAUUUAUAUAAAAAACAAAUGCAUAACUAUUAAACUUUUUUCAUAUAUCUAGGUACCAAUAAGAUUUAUAUGAUGUAUAUGACUAAUAUUUUAUAUUAUAUGUAUAUCAAAUAAUCAUUCAUAUCUGUCUAUGGUUUAUAAUCCCUUGAAUUUUACAUAAAAUAGGAUAUAACAACUAGCUUAAUUUGUGUACAUAUAAUAUUUAUAAAAUAUAAUGUAUGCAGCGCCAGAUCAUUGGGGUUGAGGUGGCCAUCCAAGGCACCUGCUUUAGGGGCUAAUCAUAAAAGAAUGCAAGUUAUUAAGAAAAAUAAAGAAAGUGUAUAAGAGGUAAAUUUUUUGUUGGUAACUUAUAGUGAAAAUACCUAUUAUGUUUUUCUUUGUGUACCAUAAUUUGUAAAUCUGACAUGACUUGCCCCAAGUGUGUACCAAAAAAAGAUAUUUCAUUCUAGACACCUAUACUACAAAACAUUUUUAUGAAACACAAACAUACCAUUGGAAAUAUUAUUAAUAAUUUUUAAUUUGAAUAACUUUUAGAUUCUGAAGGUUUGGUUCUGGGUUUUACUGCAAUGUGUGUUUGAAGACUAUUUUUCUACCAGUAAUUUAUUAUCAUUCAAUUUAGGGGCGAUUUCUGGUAUCAAAUUUUUGAAAUUUCUAGAAAUAGGAACAUAAUAUGAUAUAACUAUUUUUGUUGUUUUUGAUUUUGUCUUUUUGUUGUAAUUCAUAGCUUGGUUUUAAUUUUUGUUCAUAACUGUAUUCUGACACUUGUUUCUAUUUCGGAUUUCUUCCAGCAGUCAAAUUUUUUCUCCCUCCAAUUUGAGUCCUAGAUCUAGCAGUGGGCUGUGUUUCAAUUUAUUUGUUACCCAUCAAUUUUUGUUCAUUGAAGUUUGGAUUUAAGUCAGUAUACAACCCAAAUGUUUACAUUACAGAAGAAAGACUUACAUGGGUUUUUACAUUGUUUUAGAAUGAAUUCACAAAUGUUGUAGUGGAUGGUAAAAAGUAUUCUUUGUUCAAAUCAAAUGCUUUUUUCAUUUUUUCUAUAGUAUUAUUAAAACUGUUUAAUUUCUUGAUUAUAACUUUGAAUAAUUUGUACAUCUCCACUAUCAUUAUAUAGAAUUUUAUUAUUUUGUGUUUAUUACUGACUAAUAUCUUUGCUAGUAUGCACAUUUUAAUUUUGAGUAUUGUCAGUAACACAUUUUAUUUCAUCAUCCACUGAGUAAUAUCAUCCAAAUUUGAUAUCUGUACUUCCAUAACCUAUAAUGUGUAUUUUUUUCUUAUUUCUUCUGUUGUAGGUAAAUAAAGAUUUAAAUUAA